This is a messenger RNA of Centruroides sculpturatus (bark scorpion), 861 nucleotides long. Its product is annotated as interaptin-like. The transcript is spliced from 12 exons. Lineage: Eukaryota; Metazoa; Arthropoda; Arachnida; Scorpiones; Buthidae. The coding region runs from base 1 to 861 and encodes 286 amino acids. The record is from RefSeq and is a predicted model, not a curated record.
AUGGUUAAUUAUGAACAAGGUACAAAUACAUACAGUAUUCAAGUGUACGAGAAAUGGGAAAAGAAACAAAAGAACUUAGAGGACAAUCUGGAAGAAAUGAAAAGAAAAUUAAAGGAGUAUCGAAUGAAAUGUGAACAAGUCAGUCAAAGCCAGAUCAAUCAACAGUCGAAAGAUUUGAUGUUUGAACAAGAAAGCAUGAAGGAAGACUUAGAAAAACUGGAUGCAAUGUUUGAGGAGGCAAAAUCAAAAGAAAAUACAAACGUUUUACAAUGGCAGAAAGACGAGAAUGAAGUGUUAGAAAUAUUAAACGAAAAACUUCAACAGACAAAAGUAGAACAAGAAAGAAUAAUCUUUCAAUUGAAAGAUGAAAUGAAUCAAGAAUUUAAAAACAUGGAUGAAAAAUCCGAGAACAUAAAAUCAGAGUACGAAAGUAAACUUUUGCAAUUGCAGAAUGAAAUAAUUGAAGAAUUUAAAAACUUGGAUUCAAAAUUACAACAGUCAGAAUCAGAACAAAAAAGUACGAUAACUCAAGUUCAGAAUAAGAUAAAUGAAGAAAUAAAAAAUUUGCAUUCAAAAUUUCAACAGUCAAAAUUAACACAAGAAAAUGCGAUUUCGCAAUUGCUGGAACAGAAGACUGUUUUAAAGGAAUUGGAAGUAAAACUGCUAGAUGCAAAAGCAGUAAGACAUUUAACACGUGAGAAAAUUUGCACCAUUUUGACUCUUGAAUGUGAACAAGAAAGCAUGAAGGAAGACUUAGAAAAACUGGAUGCAAUGUUUGAGGAGGCAAAAUCAGAACAGGAAAAACAUAUUUUACAAUUGAUACUCAAUGAGAAGAAUAAAGCUAAAUUAGUAAGCAAUUGA